Messenger RNA from Anopheles aquasalis, 1169 nucleotides. RefSeq names its product Receptor of activated protein kinase C 1 (gene Rack1). Gene Ontology annotation, molecular function: protein binding; ribosome binding; translation regulator activity. NCBI's taxonomy places the organism in Eukaryota, Metazoa, Arthropoda, Insecta, Diptera, Culicidae. The record is from RefSeq and is a predicted model, not a curated record.
UUACUUCCUUUUUCCCUGCAUCUUCGACGAGAGUACACGUGCCACGCAUCGCUGUGAAAAUAUUUCUGUGAAUUAAGGCAACACUCUAUUGAAAAUAAUGACCGAAACGUUGCAGCUGCGUGGUCAGCUCCUGGGCCACUCCGGAUGGGUUACGCAAAUCGCUACUAACCCGAAAUACCCGGACAUGAUCCUGUCUGCAUCUCGCGAUAAAACGCUAAUUGUUUGGAAGUUGACGCGCGAUGAAAGCAGUUACGGCAUCCCGCAAAAGCGACUGUACGGCCAUUCGCACUUUAUUUCGGAUGUAGUACUAUCAUCGGACGGUAACUUCGCCCUGUCUGGCUCGUGGGAUAAAACUCUGCGUCUUUGGGAUCUGGCGGCAGGCGUGUCAACUCGUCGUUUUGAGGACCAUACCAAGGACGUUCUAUCAGUCGCAUUCUCGGUAGACAAUCGGCAGAUCGUGUCUGGUUCUCGUGACAAGACCAUCAAGCUAUGGAACACAUUAGCUGAAUGCAAGUAUACCAUCCAGGAGGAUGGCCAUACGGACUGGGUGUCGUGCGUGCGGUUCUCGCCGAACCACACCAAUCCUAUCAUCGUAUCAGCUGGUUGGGACCGUGUGGUGAAGGUGUGGAAUUUGGCCAAUUGCAAGUUGAAGAUCGAUCAUCUUGGCCACAAUGGCUAUUUGAAUUCGGUAUCUGUCUCUCCGGAUGGUUCUCUCUGCACCUCGGGUGGUAAGGAUUGCCGUGCUUUCUUGUGGGAUCUUAAUGAUGGAAAGCAUCUGCACACACUGGAACACAACGAAGUUAUCAACGCAUUGUGCUUCUCGCCAAAUCGCUACUGGCUUUGCGUUGCGUAUGGACCAUCGAUUAAGAUUUGGGAUCUUGCGUAUAAAACGAUGGUCGAAGAGCUGAAGCCUGCUAAAACUGGUGACCCACCACAAUGCUUGUCGCUUGCCUGGUCCACCGAUGGCCAGACACUCUACGCUGGUUACUCGGACAAUAUUAUUCGAGUUUGGCAGGUUUCUGUUUCUAGUCGCUAAACCGACAGAAAAAGGUGUAUCCAGGGUACAUAAACUGGAAUGUUUGUGAUUUUUCUCUCUGCAAAGAGUGUUAAAGAAUCAAACAUGAUGAUUGUUUUUGAAUAAAGAACAAUAUAACAUAUGAAAACUAAAA